AUGGCAUUGAUCACCAGAGAGAUAGAAAACAUCACUUCCAACGGCUCCGAAUGUUUACAGAAUGAUCUAAAAGGUACAUCGCACGCGUACCCUCAACGAGUCGAUUCUGUGUACGCUGCAAUAUGUCUUGGCGUUUGGUCCGUUGUGGCAAACAGCCUCCCGCUUACAGCCAUCAUCAAACAUGAACAGUUCCACACGCCUGCCUAUUUCCUCAUGGCUAACCUGGCAGCAAGCGACGUCUUGACCGGUGCAGCUUUCCUGUUUGUGGGUAGUUCGGUCUUGUACUACGUCUGCACCGAGACCGCCCCGUCCAUCGCCAUGCUACGGUUCCGCUUCACGUUGAUUCUACUCUCCGGACUGUCCUCCGCUUACAGUCUGCUGACCUUGACCGCUGAGCGCUACUGGUUCAUCGUCCACGGCAUGAGCUACGUUAACAAUGUCACCAACGACAAGUGCAAGAUUGCGAUCAUAGUGCUGUGGGUGUGGUCACUGCUGUUGGCGAUGCUACCCAACUUCGGCAGGCUUUGCGCAAGUCGUACGGAGGAAGGAUGUCUGUGGAUAGGGGGAGGGCUGCCUCUCAGCUACGUGGUGCUCAUCCUUGUGUUCGUUUUCAUCCCGAUGGCGGCAAUCGUCUAUUUCAACCUCGCCAUCUUCUGGUGUCUGUGGAAGCACGUGAACGCCAUCGCCGCACAAGAAGCCGCUGUGGGCGCCCAGUCGAGCGUCAGCAGAAAAUCCGCCAUCACCAUCGUCAUCAUCACAGUCGUGUUCCUGGUGGGAUGGAUGCCAUUUUCUGUCACGAUGGCCACACUGCCUCGAAACCCCGUCUCACUGUCUCAGAUGUUUGUUUUCAUCGUCUUGAACUCCGCCGUCAACCCCGUGAUUUACGGGUUCCGUCUGCGGGAGGUCCGUCGCGGCGUUAUUCGGCUGUUCUGCACCGGCCACGGAAACGGCGAUCUCAGCCCGUAA
Molecule: messenger RNA, 966 nt
Organism: Branchiostoma floridae (Florida lancelet)
Lineage: Eukaryota; Metazoa; Chordata; Leptocardii; Amphioxiformes; Branchiostomatidae
Product: melanocortin receptor 4-like
Exons: 1
Coding region: 1-966 (321 amino acids)
Biological process (GO): G protein-coupled receptor signaling pathway
Cellular component (GO): membrane
Molecular function (GO): G protein-coupled receptor activity
Source: RefSeq, a predicted model, not a curated record